GGCUGGCACUGCUGUUCAAGUUGUUUAUUCCUGAGCUUCCUGUUUGUUUUUCUCAUAAAUAUUUUGUGUCUUUUUUCCCCACAGACAAUGCAGAGAGCAGUCUUCCAGGUUUUGAAGUACUUGAUAGUUCAGAUCAGGAGUGAUAAUGAAAGACGCAGACGGCCAUGCAAUAUUGAAGGGGGCCUCUUGAUAUUGGUGAAGGCAGUGAGCUCUACACCCAGCCAAGAUGACUUUACCUGCAGGGUCAACAUUGCAGUCGCUGGCCUGUGGAGUUUUGGAGUGCCAAUGGAAGAAGUUCAGAAAGAGAUACAAGAGCGACUGUCUGCUGUAACUUAUGUGGAAGAUUCAGAAGAAACUGCAGAUUUUAUUAAAACACACGGCCAGCUUCACUUUCAGUUGCAGUUAAUGGUGUGUGAGAGGAGUGGCGCCCUGCAGACAGACUGCCUGGCUCUGGAACGAUUCUUACAGCGCCUCAGCCUGGUACACACACAGGUGAAAAUUCAUUACAAGCUUCAGGUGAACGGGGCACCUUCCUUACGAAUCUAUGGUGAUAAACAGGGCUGCAGGUUCUCACUAAAGGGCAGGAGUUUGCUCACUGACAGUGCCCACUAUUUAACGUAUGAUGGUUCUGUGCUGGUUGAGCAGUGCGGCCGGGUGCACCCGGUCUCAGGCAGGGCUGUGUCUCUCUCGCUGCCCCAGGGUGUGGUGGAGUCAGGGCUUGGAGGAGAGCUCACCAUGCUCCCUGUAGCAGCCCUGUGCCCCUGCCUCAGACAGCACCCCAACAAGCCAGCUAGCAUCACCAGCCUUCACAUAUCCUUUCAACAGCACAGCACAGCAGAGCUAGCAUUGCAGGGAAGGGAAUAA
This is a messenger RNA of Acipenser ruthenus (sterlet), 864 nucleotides long. RefSeq names its product type 2 DNA topoisomerase 6 subunit B-like. The transcript is spliced from 8 exons. Bases 88 to 864 code for a protein of 258 amino acids. Lineage: Eukaryota; Metazoa; Chordata; Actinopteri; Acipenseriformes; Acipenseridae. The record is from RefSeq and is a predicted model, not a curated record. Gene Ontology annotation, biological process: meiotic DNA double-strand break formation.